Molecule: messenger RNA, 1791 nt
Organism: Spirodela intermedia
Lineage: Eukaryota; Viridiplantae; Streptophyta; Magnoliopsida; Alismatales; Araceae
Source: the annotation of a GenBank genome assembly
AUGUUCAGAGAGCGGGGAGAAGGCCACGGCGAGAAGAGAAAGGUGGAGGAAGGCGCCGGCGCGGGCGUUGACGGUCAGAAAAUGCUCGUCCGGGUGGUGUGGCGCUGCGCCGACACGAAGCUCCUUCUGUCGUCGUUCUUCCUCCUGUUCGUCCUCUUCAUCCUCUUCCCCCUCCUCCCGUUCCUCUCCGGCCUCCUCCCCGCCUCGGAUAUCCGCGCUUGUCUCUCCGGCUUAUCCUCCACUGUUCUCCCCCUCCCUCCUCCCUCUCCGGUGAUGAUGGUGGUCGCCGCCGCCGCCGCCACCGGCGGUAUUCCGAGCUCACCCUCGGUGACCGCCUCUUCUGCUGCUACUGCCGCCGCCGCCGCCGCUCCGCCGCGGGCGGCGGCGGUGGCGAACUACCACCCUGCGAAGGAGGAGGUGGCGGAGGUCCUGGCCGGCAGUAGCUCCUCGAUCGCCGUGGUGAAGAGGACCUUCAACGCCGUCGGCAGCGCUGCCUACCUCUUCAUCCAGAUGGGAGCCUACAGGGGCGGCCCCAACACCUUCGCCGUCGUCGGCCUCGCCUCCAAGCCGCUCCACGUCUUCGCCAAGCCCACAUUCCUCUGCGAGUGGCUCCCUCACGGCGGCACCACCGCCGCCGCCUCCGUCGCCGGCCGCGCGAUCCUCCCCGACUGGGGCUACGGCCGCGUCUACACGGCCGUCGUCGUCAACUGCACCUUCCCGGCUGCGGCGGCGGUGGGUGCCGACGGCUCCGGCGGGCGGCUCGUGAUCUCCGCCUCGACCGGCGGCGGCGGCGACCGCUCGGCGAACGCGACGGAGCGCAUCGAGGCCCUGGUAGAGGCCCGCGGCGACGUGAACGCGGCGGCGCCGCCGUGGGCGGCACCGCCGCGACGCGAGUACCUCUACUGCGGGUCGCCGCUGUACGGGAACCUGAGCCCGCAGCGGGUGAGGGAGUGGCUCGCCUACCACGCGAGGCUCUUCGGCGGCCACCGGCGGGCGCACUUCGUCCUCUACGACGCGGGCGGAGUGCACGCCGGCGUGAUGGAGGUGCUCCGGCCGUGGAUGGAGAAGGGACUGGUGAGCCUCCACGAUGUGCGGGAGCAGGAGCGCUUCGACGGGUACUACCAUAACCAGUUCCUCGUCGUCAACGACUGCCUCCACCGCCACCGCUUCGCCGCCCGCUGGAUCUUCUUCUUCGACCUGGACGAGUUCCUUCACGUCCCCCCGCCGGCGACGCUCCCCUCCCUGCUCACCGGCCUCUCCGGCGCCGCCCAGUUCACCAUCGAGCAGAUGCCCAUGUCCGCCACCCUCUGCCUCUCCUCCGACGCCCCCAAGACCUCCAGGUACCUCAAAAAACUCCACCAUCCCUCUCCCCUUUUACCUCUCCGAGCUUAAUUUACUCUCUUUGAGCUGAGCUGAGCUAGUCUGAUCUGAGAUGGGUGGUGCAGGAUGUGGGGGAUGGAGAAGCUGGUGUACAGGGACGCGAAGAGGGGGGUGAGGAGGGACAGGAAGUACGCGGUGAGGCCGAGGGCCGCCAUGGCCACCGGCGUGCACAUGUCGCAAAACGUGGCAGGGGAGAGCCGGCACCGGAUGGCCGGAGGGAUCCGCUACUUCCACUACCACGGGACCAUCGCCGAGCGGAGGGAACCGUGCAGGGAGUUCACCAACGCCUCAAGGGUCACCGUCGAUGGCAACCCCUUCGUCCUCGAUGGCACCCUCCGCGCCGUCGCCGCCGCCGUCAAGCGCUUCGAGCUCAAGUCCAUCGGCCCCCGCCUCCGUCGCACCCCACAGUGA